This is a messenger RNA of Globicephala melas (long-finned pilot whale), 1782 nucleotides long. RefSeq names its product interleukin 5 receptor subunit alpha (gene IL5RA). Gene Ontology annotation, biological process: cytokine-mediated signaling pathway. NCBI's taxonomy places the organism in Eukaryota, Metazoa, Chordata, Mammalia, Artiodactyla, Delphinidae. Gene Ontology annotation, molecular function: protein binding; cytokine receptor activity. The record is from RefSeq and is a predicted model, not a curated record. Gene Ontology annotation, cellular component: membrane; external side of plasma membrane.
AUGACCGGUCCUUGCUCCCGGCUUCUUCCUCAUUCACCAUCCGCCCCUCGCAUCACGUCUCCUGAAUCCCACCCAUCCACACCCCGCCUUCCGUCCUCCGUCAUCCCACCCCGCUUUCCACAUAAGGUGCUGGACAGAAAUGGGAGACCCUCAGGGGCCCGGCCGCGAGAAAGGGAAAGAGCCCAGGGGAAGCCCGAUGAAGCAGCCCGCGGUCAGCGAGACGUGGCGGACACGCGGCCCCGCGACCUCCACGUCGGGCUCUGUCCCCUAGUGCGGAAGAAGCCUCUCACUGCCCCCGGCACCCGCCUUCCCCAAGACCCGGCCCGCGCGAGAGCCCGCAGGCACCUCGCGUUGUCGCCGCCGCUCCCCCUCCCAGCGGCGCGCACCCGCAAAUACCCCGCGCGCCCGCUCACCGGCCCCGCCACGCCGUCAUCGCCGCGCGCACUUCCCGGCGGCAGGCGAGGGGACGUCACUGACGCGCGCCGAUCAACGGCGAAUGGGAAGUCACAGCAGGGCGAUGUCAUCAUCAUGGCACCUGCAUCACUGAUUCUUUUGGGGGCCACAGUGAUACUGCAAGUAGACUUACUUCCUGAUAAAAAAUUUUUACUUCUCCCACCUGUCAAUUUCACCAUUAAAGCUAUCAAUUUAGCUCAAGUUCUUUUACGCUGGGAACCAAAUACUGAUCAAGAACAAAGAAAUGUCCAGCUAGGGUAUCACGUGAAAAUAAAUGCUCCACAAGAAGAAGAUUACGAAACCAGGAACACUGAGAGCAGACGCGUAACCAUCCUUCAUAAAGGCUUUUCAGCAAGUGUGCAGACGGUCCCAUGGAACGACCGCUCCCUCCAGCCAAGCAGCUGGGUUUCCGCGGAACUUAGAGCCCCACCAGGGUCUCCUGGAACCUCAAUUGUGAAUUUAACUUGCACCACGAACACCAAGGCAAAUAAUUACACACACUUACGGCCGUACCAAGUUUCUCUUCACUGCACCUGGCUUGUUGGCAAGGAUGCCCCUGAGGAUACGCAGUAUUUUCUCUACUAUAGGUAUGGCUCUUGGACUGAAGAAUGCCAAGAAUACAGCAAAGACACCUUGCAGAGAAAUAUCGCCUGCUGGUUUCCCAGGACUUUUAUCAACAGCAAAGGGCGCGACUCACUUGCAGUGUAUGUUAACGGCUCAAGCGAGGAAGCUGUGAUCAAGCCUUUCGAUGAGCUCUUUGCCCUUCAUGCCAUUGAUCGAGUAAAUCCUCCAGCAAAAGUCACAGCAGAGAUUGAAGGAACCUGUCUCUCUAUCCAAUGGGAGAAACCAGUUUCUGCUUUUCCGGUCCAUUGCUUUGAUUACGAAGUGAAAAUUUACAACAGAAGGAAAGGGUAUUUUCAGACAGAAAAAAUGACGACCAAUACAUUCAUCUCCGUAAUUGAUGGUAUUUCUGAGUAUUCCAUUCAAGUGAGAGCAGCAGUGAGCUCUGUGUGCAGAGCGGUGGGACCCUCCAGUGAGUGGAGUCAGCCUAUUUAUGUGGGAAACAAUGAGCAGAAGCCCUGGACAAAAUGGUUCCUUAUUGCAGUUAUGGCAACCGUCUGCUUUAUCUUGUUAAUUUUCUCACUCAUCUGCAGAAUAUGCCACUUAUGGACCAAGGUGUUUCCACCUGUUCCGGCACCAAAGAGUAAUAUUAAAGAAUUCUUUGUAACCAUCAACUAUGAGAAAACUGGUUCCAGUGAAACACAAAUUGAAGUCAUAAGCUAUGCGGAGGAGGCUGGAUCUGAGACCCUGGAGGACUCCGUGUUUUGA